AUGUUCUCCGCCGCCCUCGUCAGUCUCGCUGUCUCGCUCGCUGUCUCCGCAGCUCCCGCUAGCGACAUCACCACCCGUGCAACGUCGUACUGUGGGCAGUGGGAUCAAGUGACGGUCGGCACAUACACACUGUUCUUGGACCAAUGGGGCUUAUCCGGUGCCAGCUCUGGCUCAGACUGUGCGACCAUCGAUUCGCAGUCGGGAAACACCGUCGCCUGGACGGAUGAUUGGACAGCCGUGGGCGUCAACGCUUUUUAA
Molecule: messenger RNA, 258 nt
Organism: Peniophora sp. CBMAI 1063
Lineage: Eukaryota; Fungi; Basidiomycota; Agaricomycetes; Russulales; Peniophoraceae
Source: the annotation of a GenBank genome assembly